Messenger RNA from Colletotrichum chrysophilum, 801 nucleotides. RefSeq lists its product as uncharacterized. Gene Ontology annotation, biological process: endoplasmic reticulum unfolded protein response. Gene Ontology annotation, molecular function: misfolded protein binding; ubiquitin-specific protease binding. The record is from RefSeq and is a predicted model, not a curated record. Gene Ontology annotation, cellular component: Hrd1p ubiquitin ligase ERAD-L complex; endoplasmic reticulum membrane. Lineage: Eukaryota; Fungi; Ascomycota; Sordariomycetes; Glomerellales; Glomerellaceae. The transcript is spliced from 3 exons. Bases 1 to 801 code for a protein of 266 amino acids.
AUGUCGGAGAUGCUAGAUGCCUACUGGCAGGCGCCGCCCAUCGCAAGAACCCUUGCGACAGCCGCCUUCGUCACGUCUGUCUCUGUUGUCCUAGGCUUCGUGAGCCCGUACUGGUUCAUCUUCAUGCCGGACUACCUGUUCAAGAUCCCGCCGCAGAUCUGGCGCCUGGGCACCAACUUCCUGCUCACGGGUCCCCAGCUCGGCCUGCUGUUUGACACGUACUUCCUCUACACCUACCUGACCGCUCUCGAGGUCGGCAACCCCCGCUUCCCCAGGCGCGAGGAUGUCGUCUGGUACCUCAUGUUUGUGUGCACUGUUAUCACGGCGCUCUGCACCUACCUCAUGGGCGGAGGAGCCUUCCUACCGGCUUUGAUUCUCGCCAUGUGCCGCACCGUCACGCAGGACCAGCGCGGGAUGAAGGCAAACUUCUACUUUGUCACCAUCCCCGCCCAGCUGACGCCCUUCUGCAUGAUGCUCGUCUCCCUCCUCUUCCCUGGUGGCUACUACAACUUCAUGCUCCAGCUCAUGGGCUUCCUGGCCGCCCACCUGUACGACUUCCUCUCCCGCAUCUGGCCCGAGUUCAGCGGCGGCCGCAACCUGAUCCCCGCACCCGCGUUCCUGUCCAGGCUAGUCACCACGCCGCGUUUUUACCGCCGCGACUAUGGCACCGCUGUGAACAAUAGCGGUCGCGCCCCCGCGGGAGGCCAGUCCUCGGGCAGCAGCACCGGCGCCUCUCUGGGCAACGGACCCCUUCCCGACUCGUGGAGGACGAGAGGCCCUGGACGCCGUCUGGGUGAUUAA